This is a messenger RNA of Aspergillus alliaceus, 531 nucleotides long. RefSeq names its product cupin domain-containing protein. The record is from RefSeq and is a predicted model, not a curated record. The transcript has a single exon. The coding region runs from base 1 to 531 and encodes 176 amino acids. NCBI's taxonomy places the organism in Eukaryota, Fungi, Ascomycota, Eurotiomycetes, Eurotiales, Aspergillaceae.
AUGACCGCUAGCUCCUUCCUAGCCCCCAACCGCUACAUCACAGAUAACAACGAUGAUGGCGACUCCUUCUUCUCUACUGCAUUAUCAACCAAUAUACCAGUUGCCGAUGGUAUCCCGGGCGUCGUCCAAAGACUCGCAUACACCACAGAGCCGCCUCCGGUGCAGCUCAGCGACGAGGCCGACCUCCAGUCCUACCAAAAUGCCCUGAACGAGAAGCCCGCUCUGGUGAAAUCCAACGGCGGCUCGAACUUCUGGUAUCUCGACAUGCCUCCAGGCUUGGAAAGCCCCAUGCAUCGUACCGUGAGCGUGGACAUCGUCAUCUUGCUGAAAGGGGAACUGGAGCUCACACUGUCGAGCAACGAUACCCGUAUAAUCAAGCCCGGCGAUAUGGUGCUCCAGAGAUCUACGCUGCAUAAGUGGAGAAACACGAGUGAUACUGAGUGGGUGCGCAUAUUUGCUGUCAUGACUGGAUGUCAGCAGGUGAAGACCAAGAACGCUGGGGAGCUUGGCGAGUCGUUCCUAGCUUAUUAG